GACCGGCGAUGCUAACGGCAUGAUUAGCGUGGUUUCACCGAGCAGAUCUACGACAUCUUCCAGCUCCUUCCCCAGUCCACCCAGGUCACCCUGCUCUCUGCCACCAUGCCCCAGGAUGUCCUUGAGGUCACCACCAAGUUCAUGCGUGACCCCGUCCGUAUCCUGGUCAAGAAGCAGGAACUUACCCUCGAAGGUAUCAAGCAGUUCUACAUUGCCGUUGAGAAGGAGGAGUGGAAGCUCGACACCCUCUCCGACUUGUACGAGACUGUCACCAUCACCCAGGCCGUCAUCUUCUGCAACACCCGCCGCAAGGUCGACUGGCUCACCGACAAGCUCACCGCCCGUGACUUCACUGUCUCCGCCAUGCACGGUGACAUGGAGCAGGGCCAGCGUGAUGUUAUCAUGAAGGAGUUCCGUUCCGGAUCUUCCCGUGUCCUGAUCGCCACUGACCUUCUGGCCCGUGGUAUCGAUGUCCAGCAGGUUUCCCUGGUCAUCAACUACGAUCUCCCCGCCAACCGUGAGAACUACAUCCACCGUAUCGGUCGUGGUGGUCGUUUCGGUCGUAAGGGUGUUGCCAUCAACUUCGUCACCGCUGAUGACGUCCGUAUGAUGCGCGAGAUCGAGCAGUUCUACAGCACCCAGAUCGAGGAGAUGCCCAUGAACGUUGCUGACCUCAUCUAAACACCUUAAUUCCCGAAUCACCUCAUGCCCCUCGAUGCGGAUUACGAAUGCAGUUGCCAAUAACGCUCCAAGGGUGAGCUGCGGUGGGAAAGACGUUCUGUCA
This is a messenger RNA of Aspergillus japonicus CBS 114.51, 784 nucleotides long. RefSeq names its product putative eukaryotic translation initiation factor 4 (gene tif1). The record is from RefSeq and is a predicted model, not a curated record. Lineage: Eukaryota; Fungi; Ascomycota; Eurotiomycetes; Eurotiales; Aspergillaceae. Gene Ontology annotation, molecular function: RNA helicase activity; RNA binding. Bases 106 to 681 code for a protein of 191 amino acids. The transcript is spliced from 2 exons.